ACGUUGUGCUGCGCAGUUGUUCGCAAUCGCGACAUUUGUCGUCCGUUAGUCUGUUCCGUGUUGACGUUUAAUUUGAUUACUUGUCAUUAUUUUUAGUAUUUCUUUUUUGUACAGCGUUUUUUUGUUCCGCUCGCCGUCAAAAUCUAAAAUGAAGUUAGCCAUAGUUUUGAGCCUUGUGGCUUGUGUCAUUUGCACUCCCAAUACAAUCAAUAAAAGUGAUAUUAUUGAAGAAGAAUGGAAUGUAUUUAAAUUGCGUUUUAAAAAAACAUAUGAAGAUAUUAAAGAAGAACUAUUCCGUAAAAAAGUUUACUUAGAAAACAAAUUGAAAAUUGCCAGACAUAAUAAAUUGUAUGAAACUGGAGAAGAAACAUAUGAGCUAGAAAUGAAUCAUUUUGGUGAUUUGAUGCAACAUGAAUAUGCUGCAAUGAAUAAUGGAUUUAAGCGUAGUUUGGUUGGUGGAGAUGGUAAUUACACUGAUGAUGAAGCUGUUACUUUUUUGAAGUCUGAAAAUGUAGUUAUUCCUAAAUCAGUGGACUGGAGAAAGAAGGGAUAUGUAACUCCUGUAAAAAAUCAAGGUCAAUGUGGAUCUUGUUGGUCAUUCAGUGCUACUGGAGCAUUGGAAGGUCAACAUUUUCGCAAAUCUGGUGUGUUAGUGUCAUUGAGUGAACAAAAUUUAAUUGAUUGCUCUCGCAAAUAUGGUAACAAUGGUUGUGAGGGUGGUCUCAUGGAUCUGGCCUUUAAAUAUAUUAAAAAUAACAAGGGCCUUGACACAGAAAAGUCUUAUCCUUAUAAAGCUGAAGAUGACAAAUGCCAUUAUAACCCAGAAAAUUCUGGUGCCACUGACAAAGGUUUUGUAGACAUUCCUGAGGGAGAUGAAGAAGCUCUUUUACAUGCAUUAGCAACAGUUGGGCCUAUAUCUAUUGCCAUUGAUGCUUCAUCAGAAAAAUUCCAAUUCUACAAAAAAGGCGUAUUUUUCAACCCCCGUUGCAGUUCUACAGAAUUGGACCAUGGUGUGCUCGUUGUAGGUUAUGGUACUGCUAUUAAAGGAGGAGAUUAUUGGAUUGUGAAAAAUUCAUGGGGCAAGACCUGGGGAGACGAAGGUUAUAUAUUGAUGGCACGUAACAAGAAAAACAAUUGUGGUAUUGCAUCUAGUGCCAGCUAUCCUUUAGUUUAAAUUGAUGUUCUAUUCAGUCCUAUUAUUCUAUAUAUCUUUAUUUUAAGUAAAAUCUAUUGAUUAAAAAUAUUUUUUUUUAUGUAAGCUUUCUAUUUU
This is a messenger RNA of Sipha flava (yellow sugarcane aphid), 1270 nucleotides long. RefSeq names its product cathepsin L1. The transcript is spliced from 6 exons. Gene Ontology annotation, cellular component: lysosome. Gene Ontology annotation, molecular function: cysteine-type endopeptidase activity. The coding region runs from base 149 to 1174 and encodes 341 amino acids. The record is from RefSeq and is a predicted model, not a curated record. Lineage: Eukaryota; Metazoa; Arthropoda; Insecta; Hemiptera; Aphididae. Gene Ontology annotation, biological process: immune response.